CAUACGUCCGAGCGCUGGAAUUCGGCUCGACCCGCGCCGCACCCACCACCCACUUUAUUUUUAACCAGCACCGCGGGGCCUCGGAUGGUGCACGCACCGCCGGCCAGAAACAUCUUCCCAGCGCUGCUCUCCAUCUUCCGCCCUCGCUCCCCCGACAUCCUCCCCCCCAUGUGGGAGGGGAAACUUUUCUCCUACAUACUUUCGAGUCCCUCCCGGGCCGAGCUGCGCGGAGAUGACGGCGCCCGCCCGCUGCCGCAAGGUUGUUCCCACUCUGCUCCAGAGGUGGUGGCUUUGAGGUGUGACCCUGCCCACAUUUGGGCCCAGCCAGCACCAGCUCCUCAGUAAGGAGGGCCAGCUUGAUAAGACAGAGAAAACAGUGUCAACGAGUGAUACCGGGAGAAGAAAAAAAACGUGAAACACAGACUCAUUUCCUACUCCACGUGGAUGAUAGCUAUAGCAAGGGAAAAUCUCAUAGUUUAUCAGUUGGGGCAGAAAUGGAGUUUUAUGGCAGAGGCUUCUUAGAAGCUUAAACCCUUGUCCCAAUGACGUCAAGUUCGCCCAUUGGCUUGGAAGGUUCAGACUUGUCUUCCAUCAACACCAUGAUGUCAGCAGUAAUGAGUGUAAAAAUCAAGUCCCCCACGAAGCCUCCAGGACCAAACCGGAUUGGCCGAAGGAACCAGGAAAUGAAAGAAGAGAAGUCUUCCUACAACUGCCCCCUGUGUGAAAAGAUUUGCACUACACAGCACCAGUUAACUAUGCACAUUCGUCAGCACAACACGGACACCGGAGGGGCAGACCAUUCAUGCAGCAUCUGCGGGAAGUCUCUGAGCUCGGCCAGCUCCCUGGACCGCCACAUGCUGGUGCACUCUGGCGAGAGGCCUUACAAGUGCACUGUUUGUGGCCAGUCUUUUACCACCAAUGGGAACAUGCACAGACAUAUGAAGAUUCACGAGAAGGACCCGAACAGUGCUACUGCUGCAGCCCCGCCAUCCCCACUGAAGCGCAGGCGGCUGUCCUCCAAAAGGAAACUGAGUCAUGAUGCCGAGUCGGAGAAGGAAGACCCAGCGCCUGCUAAAAAGAUGGUGGAAGACGGGCAGUCAGGUGACUUGGAGAAGAAGGCAGAUGAAGUGUUCCACUGCCCAGUGUGUUUCAAGGAAUUCGUGUGCAAGUACGGACUGGAGAGCCACAUGGAGACCCACUCAGACAACCCACUGAGAUGUGACAUUUGCUGUGUCACCUUUCGGACACAUCGAGGAUUGCUACGCCACAAUGCGCUUGUCCACAAACAGCUUCCCAGAGAUGCAACGGGAAGGCCUUUCAUCCAGAACAACCCUUCCAUUCGUGCUUGCUUCCAUGACUUGGGAUUCACCGACUUCUCCUGUAGGAAGUUUCCUAGGAUUUCUCAGGCCUGGUGUGAAACAAACCUGCGAAGGUGCAUCAGCGAGCAACACCGUUUUGUCUGUGAUAUCUGCGACAAGGCAUUCCCCAUGCUCUCCUCGCUCGCCCUGCACAAGCAGACCCAUGUCGCUGUGGACCAGGGACGGGAAAGGUUGCAAGCCAAGACCCUACCUGGUGACGCCAUGGACCAGAAGGUCUUCCUGGCCUUGCUGGGCCUGCAGCACACCAAAGACGUCAGGCCUGUCCCAGCCGAGGAGCCCCCGCCGGAUGACAACCAAGCAAUACAGUUCCAGGCACUCAAGUGUCAGCUACCUCAGGAACCCGGCUGCACCAACAUGCUGAGGCUGUCUCCUUUCGAAGCUUCUUCCCUGGGCGGUUCUCUCACAGUCCUCCCAGCCACCAAGGAGAGCAUGAAGCACCUGUCCCUGCAGCCUUUCCAAAAGGGCUUCAUCAUCCAGCCUGAUAGUAGUAUUGUGGUCAAGCCCAUCUCCGGGGAGUCCGCCAUUGAGCUGGCUGACAUCCAGCAGAUCCUCAAGAUGGCAGCCUCAGCACCCCCGCAGAUCAGUCUUCCGCCUCUUUCCAAGGCCCCUGUCACCCCUCUGCAGGCGAUUUUCAAACACAUGCCCCCUCUGAAGCCAAAGCCUCUGGUCACACCGCGGACAGUGGUGGCCACCUCAACACCCCCUCCUCUCCUCAAUGCCCAGCAGGCCUCCCCUGGCUGCAUCAGUCCCAGCCUGCCCCCGCCAGCCCUGAAGCUCCUCAAAGGCUCUGUGGAGGUGGCCUCCAACACAAACCUGCUGCAGUCCAAGUCCGGGGCCCAGCCACACACGGCCAUGCAGCUCUUCCUGCAACAGCCACGGGUAGAGCUACCAGGUCAGGCCGAGAUGAAGACGCAAUUGGAGCAGGACAGCAUCAUCGAGGCCCUGCUGCCCCUGAGCAUGGAAGCCAAGAUCAAGCAGGAGAUAACAGAGGGAGACCUCAAGGCCAUCAUGACGGGCCCCAGCAGCAAGAAAUCUCCAGCCAUGCGUAAGGUGCUCUAUCCCUGUCGCUUCUGCAACCAGGUGUUCGCCUUCUCCGGAGUGUUGCGUGCUCACGUACGCUCCCACCUGGGCAUCUCUCCAUACCAGUGCAACAUCUGCGACUACAUCGCGGCCGACAAGGCUGCACUCAUCCGCCACCUGCGCACACACAGUGGCGAGCGGCCCUAUAUCUGCAAGAUCUGCCACUACCCCUUCACCGUCAAGGCCAACUGCGAGCGGCACCUGCGCAAGAAGCAUCUCAAGGCCACCCGCAAGGACAUCGAGAAGAACAUCGAGUAUGUGACCAGCAGCGCGGCAGAGAUGGUGGACGCCUUCUGCUCCCCAGACACAGUGUGCCGGCUGUGCGGUGAAGACCUGAAGCACUACCGCGCUCUGCGCAUCCACAUGCGCACACACUGUGGCCGCGGCUUGGGCGGCUGCCCUAAGAGCCACAAGCCCUUUGAGUGCAAGGAGUGCAGUGCCACCUUCUCAGCCAAGCGCAACUGCGUCCACCACAUCCUUAAGCAGCACCUACAUGUGCCAGAGCACGAUAUCGAGAGCUACAUCCUGGCGGCAGAUGGCUUGGGCCCCAAGGAGGCCCCUGCAGCUGAGGCCUCAGGGAGGGUGGAGGAGGGCAGCGGAACCUUUGGUGAGCGCAAACCCCUUGCUACCUUUCUGGAGGCCCAGAAUGGCUAUCUUCAUGCUGGCCCCACCCAGCCUCCGCCUCCCAUCUCUGUCAAGUUGGAGCCGGCCAGCAACUUCUCAGUGGACUUCAACGAGCCUCUGGACUUCUCCCAGAAGGGCCUGGCUCUGGUCCACGUGAAGCAGGAAAACGCAGCCUUGUUCCUGAGCCCCUCUUCCUCGGCCCCCUAUGACUGCUCCAUGGAGCCCAUUGACCUGUCCAUCCCCAAGAACUUUAGGAGAGGAGAAAAGGAUUCAGCUGCUCCCAGUGAAGCCAAGAUGCCUGAGCAGGAACCAGGGAGCAGGGAGCAACUCUCUCCCUGUCCACCACCGUGCCCUACUCUGCCAGUGCCCUUGGGAUCCAGUGGGAUCUUGGAGAAACCCUUGGCCCUUUCGGCAGCAGCCUCCACAGCCACUACUCUGGAAGCCCCUGCUCAGCCCCUGCAGGGCUCCGUUCAGGUCGCUGUCCCCAUUUACUCUUCAGCCCUCAUCAACAGCUCCCCUCUCUUGGGCAGCUCCACCCUGAUAAGCAGCCCAGCCUUGUUGAGGCCUCUACGCCCCAAGCCCCCCCUGCUCUUGCCAAAGCCCCCUAUGACAGAAGAGCUGCCCCCACUGGCCUCCAUUGCCCAGAUCAUCUCAUCCGUGUCCUCAGCCCCCACCUUGCUCAAAGGCAAGGUGUCUGACCCAGGGCCCACAGGCACCAGCAGUAACACCACAGCUUCAGACAGCUUAGGAGGCACCACUGCCCCCACUGAAACCACCAGCCCCAAAGAAUCCAGCGACCCACCCCCUGCUGCCAACAGUCCAGAGGCGGCUUCACCCACUGGGCAGGGGCCAGCUGGCUUGUCAAAGAAGAGGGGCCGGAAAAAGGGGUUGAGGAGCCGGCCCCGGGCCAGCAGCGGUGGGAUAGAUCUGGACUCUAGUGGGGAAUUUGCCAGCAUUGAGAAGAUGCUGGCUACCACAGACACCAACAAGUUCAGUCCAUUUCUGCAGACCGCAGAGGACGAUGCUCAGGACGAGUUGGCCGGUGCCCCCGCUGACCACAAUGGGCCCAGUGAUGAAGAGCAGGGCAGCCCCCCAGAAGACAAGCUGCUGAGGACAAAGCGGAACUCUUAUGCCAACUGCCUGCAGAAGAUCAACUGUCCCCACUGCCCUCGCGUCUUCCCUUGGGCCAGCUCCCUCCAGAGGCACAUGCUCACACACACUGGUCAGAAACCCUUCCCUUGUCAAAAAUGCGAUGCCUUCUUUUCUACCAAAUCUAACUGUGAACGCCACCAGUUGCGCAAACAUGGAGUUACCAACUGUUCCCUGAGAAGAAACGGGCUUAUUCCCCAGGCAAAAGAGAGUGAUGGUGGACCCCAUGAUAGCACAGACAGCCAGUCAGACGUGGAGACAUCAGCCGCAGGAGGCGAAGUGCUGGACCUCACCUCUCGGGAGAAAGAGCGGCCGCGGUCAGAGGGGGGCCCUGAGCCCAGUCAGGUCAGAGGAGAGGUCCCUGGAGAGGAGCUGACUCGGGGAGCCGCUGAGCCCACGGAGGGGGAGGAGCAGGCCUCCGAGGAGAGCCCGGAGCCCGAGAAGCGUGGUGUGGAGGAGCGGGAGGAGGAUGAGGAAGAUGGCCCCGAGGAAGACACGGUCAGCAACAAGAGCCUGGACCUCAACCUGGCCAGCAAGCUGAUGGGCUUCAAGCUGGCCGAGGGCGACGCCGGGGCCGUGGGCGGCGAGGGCUCCCCGCAGGACCAGAAGCACACCUGCGACAUCUGUGGCAAGAGCUUCAAGUUCCUGGGAACCCUGAGCCGCCACAGGAAGGCCCAUGGCCGCGAGGUGCCCCGGGAGGAAAGCCCGCUCCCUCCGGAGGGCCAGGGCGAGAGCGGGGCUGCUGGGCCGGUGCCUCUGCCCGCGGCCCCCACGCUGGAGCCGGAGGAGAAGCCCGAGCCCCCGGCCGAGGGGGAGGCCGGGUCAGAGGGCCGGGCAGAGAAGCCGGGCGAGGAGGCCGAGGGCACCUCCGACGGGGAGGGCGCGGCCGAGAAGAAGUCCUCAGAGAGGAGCGACGACGACAAGAAGCCGAAGACAGACGCCUCCAGAAGUGUGACCAGCAAGGCGGACAAGAGGAAGAAGGUCUGCACUGUGUGCAACAAGAGGUUCUGGUCUCUGCAGGACCUGACCCGGCACAUGAGGUCCCACACGGGAGAAAGGCCGUACAAAUGUCAGACCUGUGAGCGAACCUUCACCUUGAAACACAGCCUGGUUCGCCACCAGCGUGUCCACCAGAAGGCCAGGCACGCCAAACACCAUGGGAAGGACAGUGACAAGGACGAGCGGGGUGAGGAGGACAGCGAGAGCGAGUCCACCCACAGUGGCAACAACCCCGUCUCGGAGAACGAGGCGGACGCGGCUGUGCUGGCCAGCAACCACGUGGCCGUCACCCGGAGCCGGAAGGAGAGCCAGGCCAAGGAUGCCGGCCGCAGGGAGGACAGGGCCCCGGGCCGGACAGCUGGCGCCGGGCAGGCUGAGGCCGGCAGGAGUGCUCCCAAGGCCGCUCCCCCGGGCAGCCCCGCGGAGCAGGCGCCUCAGGGUGAUCCUGACCCAGAGAGCCCGGUGGCCCUUGUGCAAGACCUGCUGGAGCUGAACGGCAAGAGGCCCGCCCACCCCAUCCUGGCCGCCGAGGCUGCCUCGCCGCUGCUGGGAGUGGAAUGACGGCUCCUCCUGCCCCCAGCACACCGGCAAGGCCCGCAGAACCGUGUCCUGAGUCUGUUUCAUGAGGUUUCCUCAGUGCCUGUCAGCUGUUGGAGAGGGAGACGAGGAAGGGCCGUCUCUCGGUGCCAUGGCCUUAACCGCGCGCCCGUGCGGGAGAGCAGCACGGACGAUUCGAGUGCCUUAACUACUUACCAGUCCUUCAGUGUCGUCCUGGGUGUUGUGUUGUCCCAAAAUGACUUUAAAAACAAAGCAAAUAUUUUAAUGAAUUAUUGGAGAGGACCUUUUCAUUUAAGCAUUAACAUUACUUCUGUGUUGGUGUGUGUGAGCUUGUUCUUGUUAAUCUGAUGGUAGCAUUUGUUCUGUGAGCUGGAAACAGAAGAAAAACAUGCCCUUGGAUACCCAUAGCCAAUAACUGGAAGAAAAUGAUGUGAAUUUUCAUGUAAAUUACCAGAGGAAAUAUGGAUGAGAUGCUCAUUUCUCAUAUAGACCUUUAUCUUUCUUUUUUUUUUUUUUGUCUGCUAUAUGGUGGAGCUGUAAUUUGGUCCUCGAUAUUGAGGAUGUGGUGGAUGGAGGUUUCCAGUUUGGUUCAAGCCAAAACCAGGACAGAGUCUAGCUUCGAACCUCAUACAUGUUUUGGUCUUUCAGCAUUAGACAUGCUAGUUCCUGUUCAAGUUCCAAGACAUUUGUUCUUAACUUAGAGAGAAGAGUUACCAUGGCAACUUAAUCUAUGGAGAACAUACACAGGUGUCAUGUAUCUGAUUUUCCCCUUUCGGUAUAUAUAUUAUUAAUAUUAUUAUUAUUAUUAUUUUUAGUUCAUCAGUUUGCUGGUCUCUGCAAUAAGCAGAAACAAAUGGGCAAUAUUUGUCCUGGAGACCUGGGUGCCCCAGGUCCUCGUGUAAGCGUCUGCCUGCAGCUUUCCUUGCCACCCUCGGGUGGGAGCUGUUCUACUGUACUCAGACAAGCCUUUCUUCCGGACUGCAGCGCCCGCAGGUCCUCCGCACACGGCCGAGGAGCAGCUCGGGGGAGAGGGUGCGUGCCCCCGGCUCCUGAGAAAGCAGGGGGUACGGACCCACUCACCGGUCUGCCACCCCCAGCCAGGCCUCCCCUCGUGUGCUACUGUCAUUUGCAAGGCGAGGAAAUACUACUGGUAAUAAAACUGCACGUGCAAGAUUGAAGAUGAGAAAUUGAUUUAUAUUGACCUUCCUGCGAUUUGGGAUUGGUGCUUGAAGAUAGACUUGUUUCCAGUUUCUGAAAUAAACUGAACCCCUGGGUGCAAAAAGGCAGGAUUCUUUUUUUUUUUUUUUUUUUUUUUUUUUUGUGAGCAUCCAAAGCAGGCAAUACACUUCCUACUGUAGCUGAGCCCGUGCUCCGUGCUCAGCAUCCUGACCUCCACUGGGACCCCGAGGACACCCGAGGCCUAGCGCUGGGCCUCCUGCGCUGCCCCACCCCUCACAUCCUCGUGCCUUAGCCCAGGGAGCCCCUGCCCUGCCGCCCUCCCAGGCCCCUCCACACUCAGUGUAAGUGUGCAGGCAGGCACACAGACCCCUUCCUCACCGGUUUCUGGCGGCCAAAAUCCAACCAUCCAGACUUCAAAGGAAGCUAUGUGUUCUUGAAAUAACGAAAGUGGUAUCUUUGCAUGUGAAAGGAAAAAAGUUGAGGUAUAUAUAAUUCUUAACUGUAUUAGGGAUGUAUGAACCAGUUUCAGAACAAGGUUUCAUUUGCUCUAGGUGAAGAGCCAAUGGUCCCAUUUCCCUGCGCACCUGGUGGGGCCUGCUUAAACCAGUUCAUGCAUCCCUUCAUUCUUUAUGACGAUUGUUGUUAUUUUCAUUGUUGUUAUUAUUUGGGGUUUCUAGUGUUUUCUUUUCCUUUGCGACUCUCCACACUAAAACUCCCAGCAUGUGGAGAGGCCGUGACACAAGUACGCUGCAGCAAGAGGCCGCAGAGCGCAGAGCGAGGUGCCACGCUGUGCAGCUCGCAGGAAUCACGAUCGAUUUAAAGCUUUAUUUAGCCGCCUCUGCGCCCUGUAGUCAGUAUGGUCUUGCCACGUUUUAUUAGGUUGAGAAAUGGAUUGUUUGUUGUUCUGCCCCUCCCCCAAUAUUAAACUGUGAAAUUUGUGAUUUGUUUAAACUCUGGGUGAAUCAUAGCUUAGUUUGCAUGUCCAGCUAAUUUGUUUCUAUUCAUUUUGUUUGAUUCUCUUUCUCCUCUCAGGGCUUUUACAAAAAAAUAUAUAUAUAUGGAUCUUCUGAAAAGUUUUUUGAGGUGCAAGUUUUUCUCGUUUUUCUCUUUGAUUUGUGGACGCAAUGCUGAGAUUCAAUCACUACAUGAAACUCUGGCUGUGAAAAACAACAAAACCCCGGAGGGCUGCUUUCCCAGCGGCCGGGGAGCUCUGUGGCAGUCGGAUGAUUCGUCGUACCUUCAACCCUCUGUUCGCCCCUUUUCUCCUCUCUUUUCUUCAGGAAGGAAGUGAUCCUGGUGAUUUCAGCCCAUGCAUUACACAGGAAACAAUAAUAAAUGUAGAGUUCAUAUUUUUCUAAAGGGAACUUAAAAACUGCUGCUACAUGUUACGUGCAAAACUGGUUUAUGCCACAUGAACAGAAUCACAAGAUUAGUUUUGGUACUUUUGUUCCUCUUUGUAUUCAGUUGUAUAAUACUUCCAAAUUCAAAAUGAGAAGAAACGCUGUUCUGUAUCAAACCAUCUAAGCAAUAAAUGUCAUAUUUUAAAAACGACAGAUUGCUUGCCA
Myotis davidii is the source of this 8533-nucleotide messenger RNA. It is a transcript of the gene RREB1, whose product is annotated as ras responsive element binding protein 1. Gene Ontology annotation, molecular function: RNA polymerase II cis-regulatory region sequence-specific DNA binding; DNA-binding transcription activator activity, RNA polymerase II-specific. NCBI's taxonomy places the organism in Eukaryota, Metazoa, Chordata, Mammalia, Chiroptera, Vespertilionidae. The coding region runs from base 543 to 5792 and encodes 1749 amino acids. The transcript is spliced from 13 exons. Gene Ontology annotation, biological process: regulation of transcription by RNA polymerase II. The record is from RefSeq and is a predicted model, not a curated record. Gene Ontology annotation, cellular component: nucleus.